Molecule: messenger RNA, 1662 nt
Organism: Hansenula anomala
Lineage: Eukaryota; Fungi; Ascomycota; Saccharomycetes; Phaffomycetales; Wickerhamomycetaceae
Exons: 2
Coding region: 1-1662 (553 amino acids)
Biological process (GO): amino acid transmembrane transport
Cellular component (GO): membrane
Molecular function (GO): amino acid transmembrane transporter activity
Source: RefSeq, a predicted model, not a curated record
AUGAAUCAUGCACAGAAAAAAUCAGAGGCUUAUCAAGAGGGAAUGAAAGUUUUAUGCGACCAACAUGAUUCAGCAGAAAAAGGUAACCAUGUUGAAGUUUCAGUUGACGAUUCUGAUAGUUCAUCAGUCUUUGGUGAAGAUCGUCAUAGAUUGAAAAGCACCUUGGAACAACGUCACAUUCAAAUGUUAGCUCUGGUGGGUGUUUUUGGUACUGGGAUUUUCUUGUCUUCAGGAUCAGCUCUAGCUACAACAGGUCCUGCUGGUAUGCUUAUCGGAUAUAGUUUGAUUGCAUUCAUUGUUGGUUUAAAUCAAGUGGCUUUGGCUGAAGUUGCAUCUUUAAUGCCUGUCUCCUCUGCAACGGUUCGUCAUUUAGAACAAUUUAUUGAUCCAGCAUGGGGGUUUGCAUAUGGGUGGAUUAGUAUUUGGGGUUCUAUUAUGCCUGGUGAAAUCUCAGCUGCAGCUGUUAUUAUCUCAUAUUGGACUGAUAUUUCACAAGCUGCUUGGAUUAGUAUCAUCAUUUUUGUUAUCAUUGCGACAAAUUCUUAUACUGUUAGAUUUUAUGGUGAAGUUGAAUUUGUCUUUGCAUUGAUUAAGAUUUCACUAUUGAUUGGAUUAAUUAUUGUUUCAAUUGUGAUAACUUCAGGUGGUGGUCCAACCCAUGAAACAAUUGGUUUCAGAUUUUGGAGAAAUCCAGGACCUUUUAAAGAAUCUAUUACAACUGGUAAUUUAGGGAAAUUUGCAGCUUUUUGGAAAACGUUAUCAGGUGUUGUCUAUUCAUUUGGUGGUGUUCAAUCUGUUCCGGCUUUAGCUGCUGAAGUUAAAAAUCCAAGAAGAACUGUCUUUACAGCUUGUAAAAGAAUCUUUUACAGAGUUACCUUUUUAAUGAUUACCACAGUGUUUUGUUUGACUUUAAUUGUUUCAUCAAAUGAUAAAAGAAUUGCCAAUUCCUCUGGUAAUGCACAAUCAUCCCCAUUCGUUGUUGCUAUCAGAAAUGCAAACAUCAAAGUUUUACCUCAUAUUAUCAAUGCUGCUGUUUUGACCUCUGCUUUCAGUGCAGCAAAUUUAUCAAUUGUCCAUGGCUCAAGAACGUUAUUUGCACUAGCUGUCAAACAUCAAGCACCAAGAGUUUUUUUAAGAACAAAUAAAAGAGGUCUCCCAUGGGUUGGUGUCAUUUUCAUCGCUGCAUUUAUGCCAUUAGCUUAUAUGAAUGUCUCAACCAAUGCUGCUAAUGUUUUUAACUGGUUUCAAUCUUUAACAUCAGCCAACUUACUACUUGGUUGGAUCUUGAUUUCUGCUAAUCACAUCCAUUUAUCUAGAGCUAUGAAAGCACAAGGUAUUUCAAGAGAUAGUCUACCUCACAAGUUCAAAUUUGGUGUUCAAGCCGCUUGGUUUUCCGGUAUUGCUUCAUUGAUUUUAUUAUUGACUGGUGGGUUCAAGAAUUUUGUUCAUGGUGAUUUCUUGAUUAGUAGUUUUUUCAGUUCUUAUUUUAUUAUUCCAUUAUCUUGGGGGUUGUUCUUUUUCUGGAAAUUUUUCAAAAAAACAAGAUAUUAUAGACCACAUGAAGUUGUUUUGACACCAUUAUUUAAAGAUGUUGAAGAAAACCCAGAAGAGCCUGAACCAAAAGUUAGAGGUUGGAAAAUUAUUACCUUAUUAUGGUCCUGA